Messenger RNA from Micromonas commoda, 1373 nucleotides. RefSeq lists its product with no specific name. The transcript has a single exon. Gene Ontology annotation, cellular component: GPI-anchor transamidase complex; membrane. The coding region runs from base 1 to 1302 and encodes 433 amino acids. NCBI's taxonomy places the organism in Eukaryota, Viridiplantae, Chlorophyta, Mamiellophyceae, Mamiellales, Mamiellaceae. The record is from RefSeq and is a predicted model, not a curated record. Gene Ontology annotation, biological process: attachment of GPI anchor to protein; protein localization to cell surface.
AUGCGAUCGCGCGAUCGCGGCGCGGUCGCGCUGGCCGCCGCCGGCGUCCUCGCGCGCGUGCUCCUCGCGAUCCUCGGGUGGACCGAAUCGGCGAGCGAGCGACUGGAGCUCGCGUCCCCCGUCGACGCCCUCGCGCGCAUCCGCGAGGGCCACGCGCUGUGGGGAAUGGGUCAGUCGCCGUACGGCGGCAGCGCUCUGCACGCGCCGCCGCUCUACCUCGCGCUCGUCGGGCCGCUCGUGGCGAACGCGCCCGCGGGCCUCGUCGCGUCCGUCCCCUUCAUCGUCGCCGACCUCGUCGUCGCCGUCGCGAUCCACCGCGUCGCGACCGCGUCGACCCGAACGUCCCGCGCACGCGGGUCCGACGCCGCCGACGCAUCCCCAACGUCCCCCGCGUGGGUCGUCGCCAUGUUCCUCGCCAACCCGUUCUCGAUCGCGUCCUGCGCGGCGGCGUCGUCCGCGGGCUUCAGAGCCGCGGCGCUCGCCGUCGCCGUCGCCGGCGCCGUCGAAGGGACGCCCGUCGUGGCCGGCGCGGGAUGCGCGGCGCUCGCGUACCUCGGCGAUCCGACGUGCGCGGCGCUGACGGUGCCGUCGCUGGCGCGCGCGAUGGCGCGCGAGGGCGGGUUCGGGGAAGAAGGGACGGGGAAGAAGGGGAAAGGGAAAGGGAGGGCGGGGGGCGGGGCGCGGAGUGCGUUUGUUCACCUCUGCGCGUGGAUCGUCGGCUGGAUCGUCGCGCUCGUCGGGGUGAGCCAGGCGGUGAUGUCAAACGCACGCGCGGCGCCGAUGGAUUGGAUCCGCGCGACGUACGGCUUCCGGCUCGUCGCCGAGGACCUCUCGCCGAACCUCGGGUGCUUCUGGUACUUCUUCACCGAGAUGUUCGACAACUUUCGCGUUUUUUUCCUCUUUGCGUUCGACUACUUUCCGGUGGCGCUGUGCGUGCCCGUCGUCGUCAGGCUCGGGUGGGACGAACCGCUGUUCUGCGUGUUCGUCGCCAGGCUGCUGUGCGUCGUGUUCUCGCCCUAUCCAACCCUCGGCGACGCGUCGGGAUACCUCGCGUUGCUCCCGCUCUUUCGAGCACAGCUGGCGGGCGCGGGUGGGCUCGGGUACCUCGUCGCCGCCGGGUACGUCGCGAGCGCGUUGCUGUCGCCCAUCAUGUGGCGGCUGUGGAUCGUGGACAGGGUGGCGAACGCCAACUUCUUCUUCGCGACGACGCUGGCGUGGAUGGCGACGCAGAGCGCGCUGUGCGUUUUGUGCGUCGAACGAGUCGUCGCAAACUCUCGUUUGGCUAAAAAAAAGUCCGAGUGAACGAGUGAGUCGGUAAGAUUACCUUCAAUUAGUCGCGAUGUAGGAGAUGAAACUGAGAUUUAGAGGUGGUA